This is a messenger RNA of Daphnia pulicaria, 804 nucleotides long. RefSeq lists its product as uncharacterized. The record is from RefSeq and is a predicted model, not a curated record. NCBI's taxonomy places the organism in Eukaryota, Metazoa, Arthropoda, Branchiopoda, Diplostraca, Daphniidae. The transcript is spliced from 4 exons. Bases 11 to 637 code for a protein of 208 amino acids.
AAAUAAAUCAAUGUUCAAAUUCUGUUUCCGUCAUGCCGAGACUUUUAGAAUGCGCAGUGCAGUUAUUGUGUCAGUCGACAGAGGAAAAAAAAUGACGGUUCCUCUGCGAAUCAGUUCUGCUUCUAACCUUAUUCUGGCGCUUAUUGUUCUACUCGUCCAGUCAAUGAUACUUAAAAGCUAUAACCAUUUAAAUGUUACAACAUACUCUCAAUACACCGGAGUUGGAAUCUGGACAGCUUUGCUUUUGGCAUGCAACGGAAUCAGCAUGUUGCUCUACUUGAAACGCAAAUUUUUAUGCGAACCUUCAAAAAUGUACAUGGCUAGUGUAGUUUUAUGUGUCGCAGCUCUAUUAGCUGGAAUCGUAAUGGCUGGGCUGGCGUCAGCGGCUUUCUACGGCCUUUUAUUAAAGUCUACCACGGAAUCUCCGCUACCUCAGACGGCCUUCGUAUUGGCACAACUAGAUGAUGAGUUUACUUCUCUGAAAGUUUUGGAGGGCACACUGUUCGGUUGUGGUCUGGCGUCGAUAUUCGUGAACGCCCUUUCCAUAUUAUUCCUACGUCUGAACAGCAAAAUCAUUUCCCAUGAAGCAGUGAUAUCGUCCAGCUCACUUUCGACUUCCAAUGCUAACAGAUAUUAACGCGCUACAAGCUGAGAACAAAAAUCAAACUGUCGACCCCACUAAAAAUUGAUGGUUUUACAAGAUUGGCAAUCUUGAUUUGUUGUUACUUCUAGAGAAACGUACGCUUACAGCGCUUGCAGCAAAGCUGCUCAUGUAAAAUUGACAAUACAUACUUAUUCGCACGA